Messenger RNA from Rosa chinensis, 860 nucleotides. RefSeq lists its product as uncharacterized. The coding region runs from base 233 to 574 and encodes 113 amino acids. The record is from RefSeq and is a predicted model, not a curated record. NCBI's taxonomy places the organism in Eukaryota, Viridiplantae, Streptophyta, Magnoliopsida, Rosales, Rosaceae. The transcript has a single exon.
CAAAGCUUAGCCAUAGCCUUAAUUUCCAAGUUCCAAUUAAUCCUUCCCAGAUCACUUGCGGUUGUCAUAAGCAAACUUUGCUUAACUCACUUUCUGAGUGGACCCUUUUCAACUCCUAAUCUCUUUUAAAUAGCCGCCAACCAGGACUCGUCAAUCAAAAUAAGGAGUCAAAUUAAGAGAUCUAAAUUAAGUUUCUGUGUUCUGUUCUGUUCUGUUUUCUCAAACCCAAUAAAUGGCGGUGUCUGACGCAGUCGUGGGGAACUUGACGACGAUCUACGUGGCAGUCAUCGCCGGGAUCAAGGCCUUCGGGGUGGUGUCUGGUCGGACCUUCGGCGGCGGGUUUGUGUUGAUUGCCUCCACCGUCGUGGUUUGCCUCAUCCUGGUUCUGACGCUGACGUGGGAUGUGUCCCGUAAAGCCAAGUACGCAGUUUCCCGCGAUGAUGCCGAUGGUGGUAGUGAUGUGCACGAGAGUUGCAAGGGUGGGAUUUGCUGGCACGGCGUCGCCGUCCGGUCGUCGGCUUCUCAGGUCCGGUUUAGGCUUCCGGAACAGCUAGUUAGCUAUGGCUCUUCCUGAAGAAUAAACAAUGUAAAAUAUCUCUUUCCCCGUCUUCGUUUUCAUUCGGUGAAUGUGGAGUACUAGUAGGCUCGAGCUGAGCUUUACCUACGAGAGGACACAUGGAGCUCUAGAUAGGGGUUUGCCUUUUUUUUGGUUUUUGUUUUGAUGUGUUAUAAGAUCAGAGGGUUUGUUUUGUUGUUUUGUUAUAGGGACUAGGGAGGAAGAGAAAUGAUUGUACAUAAAUAAUCCAAGAGAAAUAUUCGUGUUUGUUUAUAAAUAAAACGUCGGUUUGCAUUUUCUGGAA